Molecule: messenger RNA, 1014 nt
Organism: Fulvia fulva
Lineage: Eukaryota; Fungi; Ascomycota; Dothideomycetes; Mycosphaerellales; Mycosphaerellaceae
Exons: 1
Coding region: 1-1014 (337 amino acids)
Biological process (GO): peptidyl-L-cysteine S-palmitoylation; protein targeting to membrane
Cellular component (GO): extrinsic component of endoplasmic reticulum membrane; endoplasmic reticulum palmitoyltransferase complex
Source: RefSeq, a predicted model, not a curated record
AUGCAGGCAUUCCAUAAACUCGCCGGAGUGCAAGAGGCAUCCGAUGCUGGCGCGCAGCCCGCAGCUCCAGUGCCAGCUCGCACGAACAAGGAGCCCCCGCGACCACCACCCAUACCGCAGGACGAAGUGGGCGACGUCGACGCGAACAGCAACCGAAGCAGCGCGAAACGAGCUUCCAUCCCCCUCAACCGCCGGCCCUCGCAGAAGUCGAUGCGCUCCCACCGAUCCAAGAAGAGCUUCGCAUCACAACGGAGUACCUUGCAGCACGAGAUCCCCAUAGCAGUUGACCUCUCCGCCUACCCGCCCUCACCACGACCAAACCAACGAUUCGACCAGAGCAUUGCCGGCACACAGAACCACGUCCCUCCCCGAGCAUCAAUUGGAAGCCGCAACGAUGGUCAAGAUGCCGGCGACGUGGAUGACCUCUCAGAAGAGUUCCAAUGGGGACCCUCGCACCCCUGCUUCCCACACCCCAACCCUCACUCCGCGCCGGAUAGCGAAGAGCGCGCGACCACGCGAGUGAUUAGGGUCAAACGCGACUGGCUUGCCGCCGGAGAUCUGUAUCCUCAGUAUGCAAACCUGUACCCUGAGAUCCUCGAUCCACUAGUCGUGGACAGCGAGUUUAGAUCGCUCGUUACUAGCAUCAACACUAUCCUACAAAACGCACUUUCGCCAUACACAACGCGCGCGUGGGUUGACAGCAUCUUGGGCGUGGUGACGGGAUACUUUUGGGAAGACAUGGGCUGGACGGGCGCGAAGAAGGGCGGAAAAGAGCUGCAGAGGUUUUUGGAUGGGUGGAAUAUGGAUAGGGAGAGGGAGGAGAGGGAUGUGAGAGUGGUGCAAUUGAGGAAGACGGGUUUCAUGAGCUUGGAUUUUGUGAUACCUGAUCCGGGAAUUGAUCAGCCUAAUGACCAGAGUGGGGGUGAAGAGGAGGAAGAAGAUGUGCAGGGCGAUGGGCAGGACAUGGGAGAUGCGCUCAGGGACGGUGGUGGUGGAAUUGGGCCUGCUGAGUGA